Prionailurus viverrinus (fishing cat) is the source of this 1343-nucleotide messenger RNA. RefSeq names its product autophagy related 101 (gene ATG101). Lineage: Eukaryota; Metazoa; Chordata; Mammalia; Carnivora; Felidae. Gene Ontology annotation, cellular component: phagophore assembly site. The coding region runs from base 270 to 1040 and encodes 256 amino acids. The transcript is spliced from 5 exons. The record is from RefSeq and is a predicted model, not a curated record. Gene Ontology annotation, biological process: autophagosome assembly; autophagy.
CGCUCGGAGAGGGGGGUGCCGAGGCGCGAACUUCCGCCGCCGGCGCCGCCUCUUGCCGCGGUGGUCUGGCGCCCGCGGCUAGGGGACCGAACCGUCGUGGGCUCUCGGACGCGGGCUCCGGAGUCCAUCCCUAGCGCUCAGCCGCAGGCGCGGAGGUCGGAGCGCACCUGCGGAGCGGGCGCCUGCGCGUGAGGAGGAGGAAGGGCAUGGGCAGAGCCUGAGUCACCCGCGCUCCAGCCUGUACACGUACUGCUUUAAGUGCUUUACAGAUGCUAACUCAUCCAGUCCCUGAGACAGUCCUUGCGAGGGUGGCCCCUGGCUGGGGUGAAGCUCCCCCGUCUUUAUUCUUGUCCCCCAGCGUGGUGUGGGCUGCCGGCUGCAGGAUGAACUGUCGCUCGGAGGUGCUGGAGGUGUCGGUGGAAGGGCGGCAGGUGGAGGAGGCCAUGCUGGCCGUGCUGCACACCGUGCUCCUGCACCGCAGCACGGGCAAGUUCCACUACAAGAAGGAGGGCACCUACUCCAUCGGCACCGUGGGCACCCAGGAUGUGGACUGUGACUUCAUUGACUUCACCUACGUGCGCGUCUCCUCUGAGGAGCUGGACCGUGCCCUGCGCAAGGUUGUCGGGGAAUUCAAGGAUGCACUGCGCAACUCUGGGGGUGAUGGGCUGGGGCAGAUGUCCCUGGAGUUCUACCAGAAGAAGAAGUCUCGCUGGCCUUUCUCAGACGAAUGCAUCCCCUGGGAGGUGUGGACGGUCAAGGUGCACGUGGUAGCUCUGGCCACAGAGCAGGAGCGGCAGAUCUGCCGGGAGAAGGUGGGUGAGAAGCUCUGUGAGAAGAUCAUCAACAUCGUGGAGGUGAUGAACCGGCACGAGUACCUGCCCAAGAUGCCCACGCAGUCGGAGGUGGACAACGUGUUUGACACAGGCUUGCGGGACGUGCAGCCCUACCUCUACAAGAUUUCCUUCCAGAUCACUGAUGCCCUGGGCACCUCGGUCACCACGACCAUGCGCAGGCUCAUCAAAGACACCCUUGCCCUCUAGGCCUUACUGGGGCCGUGGGCUCUCCUUGAUGGCUUGCAGACCUUGGCUUCUGGGGAUCGUACCAUUGGCCCCUUGGGGCUCGGGAACCUGCCCCAGGUCCUUGAUGAGACUUGGAAUGGCCACCCCUGGCUUCCUUGUUUUGUGGUUGCCAGUCUCUGGUCAUUCUUUUAACCUUAGCUGAUGGUCAAGUCUGGCCUUCACUGUCUCUCCACACCCCUGGUGGGGGUUCCCCUUCCUUCUCUGCUGUAUGGAAGAGCCAUCGCUAGGAUGGUGAAUAAAGUUGAGAAUGUGAGUUCAGGUUGA